Messenger RNA from Penicillium soppii, 609 nucleotides. RefSeq lists its product as uncharacterized. The transcript has a single exon. The coding region runs from base 1 to 609 and encodes 202 amino acids. The record is from RefSeq and is a predicted model, not a curated record. NCBI's taxonomy places the organism in Eukaryota, Fungi, Ascomycota, Eurotiomycetes, Eurotiales, Aspergillaceae.
AUGAUUCACCACAACAGUGAACUCCAACCAAACAACCCUAAUAUCACAUCGUGCUUGAGCAACCUUUGUCCACGAAGCCCUUUGAAAUGGGGCGCGGACUGGCAAAUGUCAUCACUAUGCCUCUCCCCCACACCUCGUAGCCAACACCAUCGUCGGACUUCAUCAAACUAUAUCGAUGGAUAUAUGGACGAUGAUGUUUUUCACGAUAUGAUGACGCCCGACAUUCGGGAUGAGACUCUUAGACCUACUAGGAAUAGCACCUACUGUGCGGCUCUCUCUUAUGAUACCAGUACUAACCUUGCCCGAGCACCGUCUCUCCCUUCUACCAACAACAGCUCGACACCGCACCGUUCUAGAAGUCCUGUCAAACAAGUAACCGGUCUCCACGACAUUGAAGGUCGGGUCGUCUACGCUGACUUUAAUCAUAACAUCGAGGUGCUCGGCGAAGGCAGAAAGCAGCUUUACCGCGAGCUGACAAAAGUUGCCGACAAGGGUGGAGCGGAGUGGAAAAACGCUGUGCACUCUGGUUUGUUUCGUCUUGUUCUGGAAGAAAGCGGAAUUGCAGUCGACAAUCAAGUCUAUAUUGUCCACCGAUGGAUUACAGUUUGA